ACGUUUUCGUUAACGGCGCGAGGCGGUUGUGUUUUUUAUUCAACGAGCGCAUGAGGUUCUCGGUUCUCUAAUUUAAAAAACUUGUUUUCGUUUUGCAUUCAAAGAACGAACCGUCCAUAUAUGUAAACGAUACGUAAUUGCAGGCUCGCACUUUAUAUAGGCAUUGGUACCGAGAGAUACAACAGAUACAACGAUGUCAGGCAAUCAAACGAACUCGAUUUUGGUGUUUUUUGUGAAUGGAAAAAAGGUAACCGAAGUGAGUCCGGAUCCGGAAUGCACGCUGCUCACAUAUUUGCGGGAAAAGCUGCGGCUGUGUGGCACCAAAUUGGGAUGUGCGGAGGGCGGAUGUGGCGCCUGCACCGUGAUGGUGUCCCGCCUGGACCGGCGAGCCAGUAAAAUCCGUCACCUGGCGGUCAACGCCUGUCUGACUCCGCUUUGUGCCAUGCACGGGUGUGCGGUGACCACGGUGGAGGGCAUUGGGAGCACCAAGACCCGAUUGCAUCCGGUGCAGGAGCGUCUGGCCAAGGCACACGGAUCCCAGUGCGGCUUCUGUACUCCGGGCAUCGUGAUGUCCAUGUACGCUCUCCUCCGGAACGCAGAACAACCCUCUAUGCGGGAUUUGGAGGUUGCCUUCCAGGGAAACCUCUGCCGCUGCACUGGCUAUCGACCCAUUCUCGAGGGCUACAAGACCUUCACCAAGGAGUUUGCCUGCGGCAUGGGUGAGAAGUGUUGCAAGGUGAAUGGCAAAGGAUGUGGCCCCGAUCCGGAUACCGAUGACAAGCUCUUUGAGCGCAGCGAGUUCCAGCCUCUGGAUCCCAGCCAGGAACCCAUCUUCCCACCGGAACUUCAAUUGAGUGACGCCUUCGACUCGCAGAGCUUGGUCUUCAGUUCGGAGUGGGUGACCUGGUAUCGUCCCACCGAUCUGCAGGAGCUGCUCCAACUAAAGGCCCAGCAUCCGGCUGCCAAGCUGGUCGUGGGCAACACGGAAGUGGGCGUUGAGAUCAAGUUCAAGCACUUCCUGUACCCGCACCUCAUCAAUCCCACUCAGGUGAAGGAUCUGCUGGAGAUCAGGGAGUCCCAGGAUGGCAUCUAUUUUGGUGCCGCUGUUAGUUUGAUGGAGAUUGAUGCUCUGCUCCGGCAGAGAAUCGAAGAGUUGCCGGAAUCGGAGUCCAGAUUGUUCCAAUGCACCGUUGACAUGCUCCACUACUUUGCCGGAAAGCAGAUCCGUAAUGUCGCCUGCCUGGGUGGUAACAUCAUGACCGGCAGUCCCAUUUCCGAUAUGAAUCCCGUGCUCUCGGCAGCUGGAGCCCAACUGGACGUGGCCAGUUUUGUGAAUGGCAAGAUUCAAAGGAGGACAGUCCACAUGGGAACUGGGUUUUUCACCGGCUACCGAAGAAAUGUCAUUGAAGCCCAUGAGGUUCUGCUGGGCAUCCACUUCAGGAGGACCACUCCGGAUCAGUAUAUCGUUGCCUUCAAGCAGGCCAGGAGAAGAGAUGAUGACAUUGCCAUUGUAAAUGCCGCCGUAAAUGUUCGCUUCCAGGAGAAAUCCAAUAUAGUUGAGGAGAUUUCUAUGGCCUUUGGUGGAAUGGCUCCCACCACAGUCCUGGCUCCCAAAACAUCCCAACUGAUGGCUGGUCAGGAGUGGAAUCACCAACUGGUGGAGAGAGUGGCGGAGAGCUUGUGCACGGAGUUGCCCUUGGCUGCCUCUGCUCCUGGUGGCAUGAUCGCCUAUCGUCGGGCUUUGGUGGUGAGCCUGUUCUUCAAGGCCUACCUGGCCAUCACUCUGAAGUUGAGCAAGUCGGGGAUAAUAUCCUCCGAUGCCCUGCCACCCGAAGAGCGAAGUGGUGCAGAGACAUUCCAUACCCCAGUUCUGAAAAGUGCCCAGCUCUUUGAGCGUGUCUGCAGUGAGCAACCCACCUGCGAUCCCAUAGGAAGACCACAAGUCCAUGCAGCUGCCCUGAAACAGGCCACCGGAGAGGCGAUCUACACAGAUGAUAUUCCCCGCAUGGAUGGGGAAGUCUACUUGGCCUUUGUCCUGAGCACAAAGCCACGUGCCAAAAUCACCAAACUGGAUGCCAGUGAAGCGUUGGCCUUAGACGGAGUCCAUCAGUUCUUUUCCUACAAGGAUCUAACCGAGCAUGAGAACGAAGUGGGUCCCGUUUUCCAUGAUGAGCACGUCUUUGCCGCCGGCGAAGUUCAUUGCUAUGGUCAGAUUGUUGGCGCCAUAGCUGCGGACAACAAGGCAUUGGCCCAAAGAGCCUCGCGGCUGGUGAAAGUGGAGUACCAGGAGCUGAGCCCGGUUAUUGUGACCAUCGAACAGGCCAUCGAGCACAAGUCCUACUUCCCGGACUACCCGCGAUUCGUGACCAAGGGCAAUGUGGAGGAGGCCCUGGCCCAGGCGGAUCACACUUACGAGGGCACCUGCAGGAUGGGUGGACAGGAGCACUUCUAUCUGGAGACUCAUGCGGCAUUGGCAGUUCCUCGCGACAGCGAUGAGUUGGAGCUCUUCUGCUCUACACAGCAUCCUUCGGAGGUGCAGAAACUGGUGGCCCAUGUCACCACACUUCCUGCCCACCGCGUCGUUUGUCGAGCCAAGCGUUUGGGCGGAGGUUUCGGUGGCAAGGAGUCGCGGGGCAUUUGCGUAGCCCUUCCGGUGGCCUUGGCCGCCUACCGGAUGGGUCGUCCUGUGCGCUGCAUGUUGGAUCGGGAUGAGGACAUGCUCAUCACCGGCACCCGCCACCCUUUCCUCUUUAAAUACAAGGUGGGCUUCACCAAGGAGGGUCUAAUCACUGCCUGCGACAUAGAGUGCUACAACAACGCUGGAUGGUCCAUGGAUCUGUCCUUUUCGGUUCUGGAGCGCGCGAUGUACCACUUUGAGAACUGCUACCGUAUUCCCAACGUGCGAGUGGGUGGAUGGGUGUGCAAGACGAACCUGCCUUCGAAUACGGCCUUCCGAGGCUUUGGAGGUCCUCAGGGCAUGUACGCCGGAGAGCACAUCAUCCGGGAUGUGGCCCGAAUAGUGGGUCGUGAUGUGGUGGAUGUGAUGCGCUUGAAUUUCUACAAAACAGGCGACUACACACACUACCAUCAGCAGCUGGAGCACUUUCCCAUCGAGCGAUGUUUGGAGGAUUGCCUCAAGCAGUCGAGGUACGAGGAAAAGCGCUUGGAGAUCGCUCGAUUUAAUCGGGAGAAUCGCUGGAGGAAGCGUGGAAUGGCCGUGGUGCCCACGAAAUAUGGCAUUGCCUUCGGUGUCAUGCAUUUGAAUCAGGCUGGUUCCCUGAUUAACAUUUAUGGAGAUGGAUCAGUCCUAUUGUCCCAUGGAGGCGUUGAGAUUGGACAAGGUCUAAAUACCAAGAUGAUUCAGUGCGCCGCCAGGGCUUUGGGUAUUCCUCCGGAACUGAUUCACAUCUCGGAGACGGCCACGGAUAAAGUACCAAAUACCUCUCCCACGGCGGCGAGUGUGGGAUCCGAUCUUAAUGGGAUGGCCGUGCUGGAUGCCUGUGAGAAGCUCAACAAGCGACUGGCGCCCAUCAAGGAGGCCCUGCCCGGUGGCACCUGGAAGGAGUGGAUAAACAAGGCGUACUUCGAUCGGGUCAGUCUCUCGGCCACUGGCUUCUACGCCAUGCCGGGAAUUGGCUAUCAUCCCGAGACGAAUCCCAAUGCCCGGACCUAUAGCUAUUAUACCAAUGGCGUCGGCGUCAGUGUGGUGGAGAUCGAUUGCCUGACUGGCGACCAUCAGGUGCUCAGCACUGACAUCGUCAUGGAUAUCGGUUCCAGUCUCAAUCCGGCCAUAGAUAUUGGUCAGAUCGAGGGCGCCUUCAUGCAGGGCUAUGGACUUUUUACCCUAGAGGAGCUUAUGUAUUCUCCACAGGGCAUGCUGUACUCCAGAGGACCAGGCAUGUAUAAGCUGCCAGGAUUUGCGGACAUCCCCGGAGAGUUUAAUGUCAGUCUGCUGACCGGUGCACCUAAUCCUCGAGCUGUCUACUCCUCCAAGGCGGUAGGGGAACCCCCGCUCUUCAUAGGAUCAUCAGCGUUCUUUGCCAUCAAGGAGGCCAUUGCAGCUGCUCGUGAGGAUCAGGGGCUGAGUAGAGACUUCCCCCUGGAGGCGCCUUCCACCUCGGCUCGCAUUCGCAUCGCCUGUCAGGAUAAAUUCACCAAUUUGCUUGAUUUACCCGAGGCAGGAACUUUCACUCCAUGGAACAUUGUGCCUUAGAAAUUGUUUUCAUAGUUGUUUUUAACUGUAUAUUUGGUUUUGUACAUAUUUAAGUCAAAUAAAUGUUUGAAUAUAAAGGA
Molecule: messenger RNA, 4293 nt
Organism: Drosophila subpulchrella
Lineage: Eukaryota; Metazoa; Arthropoda; Insecta; Diptera; Drosophilidae
Gene: ry
Product: xanthine dehydrogenase
Exons: 5
Coding region: 194-4213 (1339 amino acids)
Molecular function (GO): molybdopterin cofactor binding; xanthine dehydrogenase activity; iron ion binding
Source: RefSeq, a predicted model, not a curated record